AUGAUUACCAAAGGUAUUCAGUUACCGUCCGAUGAAGAGCUAACGGUACCCCAUGAAAUUACUCUAUCAACACCGUACUUCAAAGCAGUUAUACCUUUUAUGCAUCGAGCAUGUGAAAGAGAAGUCAAAGAAUUUACGUUACGUCGACAAGAGACCGAAGAUCCACGUCGUGCUUUAAAGGAAGGUCGAGAUCUCACUGCGUGUGGCAUUAAGUUUUUACAGCAGUUAAAAAAGAAUUGUAAGGAAAGUGUUGAUAAUUAUGCUAGUUGUAUCGAUCACCGAUCUUCUAAACUCUACAUUACUCCUUGUCGAGAACAACAACGUCGUUUGGAUCUCUGCGUAGAGCAAAAUUUGAGCAUAACUCGGCCAAGAGUGGGAUAUUUCAGUAAAAUGCAUGUACACAACGCGCGAUUUCCAAAAAAUGUGCAUUAUGGUCGAGACUAUAAAGCCGAAGCCUCGAAGAUAUUGGAUGAACUUCCUGAUGAUUACCAUAUGCGUGAAGAUUUUCGUGCUUAUGAUCAGCAGCGUUACAGCUUCUUCGAUAUAUGA
Molecule: messenger RNA, 549 nt
Organism: Thelazia callipaeda (thelaziosis nematode)
Lineage: Eukaryota; Metazoa; Nematoda; Chromadorea; Rhabditida; Thelaziidae
Source: the annotation of a GenBank genome assembly